GGCAUUCAUUACGAUCACUCUAAACUUGACAAACAUGAUAGGCAAAUUAGCCUUACCUAUAUCAACAAUUGGAUCAAACAUGUAGUUGAAUGUAACAAUGUUCAAUAUCUCAGUCUACAUCUUCCAUUGAGUUAUAGAUUUGCUUCUACCAUUAUCAGUAGUAGAACUCUAGUUGUUCUUAAGCUUCAAACUAUCUAUAUGGAUGAAGUUUCUCCUUCUAGAUUUCCCUCACUCAAAACCUUACAUUUGAAUGAUAUCUUGUUUAAUAAAAAUUCAGAUUUUAUGCUGUUUCUAGAUGGAUGUCCGGUUCUUGAAAAUCUAGAAAUAUCUUUUAUAUACAUCAAGUCUAUUAAUCAAAGUGAUUUUGAACACUUUGAAAGCAGCUCAAGCUUAACAAAGUUGAACAAAGCAUAUAUUGAAGGCUGCGGUUGCCACUUUCCGAUGAAACUGCUUUCAUAUUUGGAGUUUCUUCACAUACAACUUUCAAAGGAUAUUUACACAACUGACGUAUAUGAUUUUCCUACAUUCCAUAAUUUGACACACUUGGUGCUCCAAUGUGAUUGGGAUAUAGUUGUACAAGUUCUCCAACACUGCCCUAAGCUUCAAAAUUUUGAACUUUAUCAGAACUUACUCGAUCGCCGGAAAAAUGAUGAAGAAAAUUGGGCAGAUUCAGACUUUGUUCCAGAUUGCCUUUCAUUAAACCUUACGACUUGCACUAUUCGGGACUUUGCAUUUGCAGACCUACAGAGUCACAUUAUGUUAGCAGGAUUUAUUUUGAAGAAUGCAAGAGUUUUAGAAACCAUGACAAUCUGGUGCAGCAGGGAACUGUCCGAAAUAGAAAGACAGUUAUCUGCAUGUCCAAGGGCUUCUGCAACAUGUCAACUUUAUUUUUAUUUUCAAUUUGUCGAUGACAUAUAUUAUAAGGAUAUAUAA
Molecule: messenger RNA, 933 nt
Organism: Trifolium pratense (red clover)
Lineage: Eukaryota; Viridiplantae; Streptophyta; Magnoliopsida; Fabales; Fabaceae
Product: FBD-associated F-box protein At5g56370-like
Exons: 3
Coding region: 199-933 (244 amino acids)
Source: RefSeq, a predicted model, not a curated record